Diatraea saccharalis (sugarcane borer) is the source of this 1734-nucleotide messenger RNA. The record is from the annotation of a GenBank genome assembly. NCBI's taxonomy places the organism in Eukaryota, Metazoa, Arthropoda, Insecta, Lepidoptera, Crambidae.
AAAUAUCGCACACUGCAAACAAUGAUAAUAUUAAAUCCAACUUCACGGAGCAUUUGGGAAGGGCCGGGGGGUAGAAGGGCGCCAUACAAAGUUUAUUAUGUGAAGUGUAAUUUUGUUUUCUUUCUUCUUUUAUUAAUCUGCACGUUUCGCUUAAUUCUGCCAAUGUCAAGUGAUAAUAAAUAAAUAAUGUGAAAUGGAAUGAAUACAUCACUACUGCGAAAUCGAGUUGUCAUUGUCACUAUUUUGACUUUUGUUGUCAGCUGUCAAGCUUAAUGUCGAAAACUAUUUGCGUCAAAACAUUGCAAGGCUACUUGUGAAAACAAAGCAUACAUAAUAUGUUUAUUUGGAAAUACAGCUAAGUAAAAACAGCUGUUUAACGAGGUAAAUUAUAUUAGACUAUUGUUGAGUGAGUCCACAAUGGCAACUAUGGUGAAAGAAAAACGUAGAGAGAAAAAGAAAUACAAAGAGAAAACAUGUAAGGCUGGACCUGUAACAGAAUGUCCAAAGAUUGCAAAUCAGCUUGAUAUUCGCGAAGAAGAAACCAUUUUAAUAGUUGCAGAAACAUCAGCAUCAUCCAAAAACAUUCCUGAAUAUCCAACAACAAAGAAUUUUAAUGCUGAGUUGACACAAACCGAUCAGAAAGUUACACAAACUAAUUAUGUUCAAGAAGAAGAAUCAGUUCCUCCAGUCUGCACUAUAAACUUGAAUACAAACAUAAGCAUACAAAAUAUAGAGAAUCAAAAUGUCUAUUUACAGUGCACUGAGGAUUUGGACAAGGUUAAUUUAUCUGAUGUUUCAAUAGGAAGUGAGGCUAAUGAAUCUAUACAACAUGAUUCCCAAGUUGCCACUGAACCAUCUGCACCAUCAGCUCCUAUUAUGGAAGAUGAAGUACAUUAUGUUGCACCUAUGAAAGAAAUGCCAGUUGUAAAUGAAGUUAAGAAACUAGAAAGUAUGCCUUUGGAAGAAGCUAUGAAACUGUAUGGAGGAACUGUGAUCUCUGAAGUUAUAGUAAUGAGUGAAAGAGAAGAAACUAUAGUGGAGGCUGGGCCUACAAGUGGACCAGAGCAUCCCCUGGUAGAUUUGUUAUCAACAUUUAGGAGCUCUCUUAUAGCUGUUAAAAGGGAAGGAGCACAACUAGAAAUUGGAUAUGCUGAGGAGGAAAAAUUUAGGUUAGCCUUGUGGAAAAUUGAUAAAAGAAUUUUAAAUAAGACUGAGAAGUGUCCUUGUGGUCUCCUUGUCUAUUUUAAGGCUACAUAUGAGCAUGCUGAAUUACAAACAGAUAAGUUGCCUAUAGCACGUUUGAGGUUGGACAAGAUGCUCAAAGAUGUACAAGAGUCUUACUGCCACCACCAGCAUGAGGCCUUAUUAGCUCACUAUCAGGUUUGUAUUUGAUAAAAUAACUAUAUUUUAUUCAUCUAGAAAUAAAAAAUGCUAUAUAUGGUAUAGAUGUCAUGGCCAGAUCAUAGAAUUGAUCAAUUUAUGAUAUACAACAAUUUUGUGAAAUGGCUGGCCAUGUCAUGAGAUGAUCAUUUUCUAUGUCCCUAAUAUUUUUUUUAUUUACCUUCAAUCUCCCUAAUAUUUUUUUUAUUAGGGACAUUGAAGGUGCAUCAAUUAAAUUAGACGGAGAGCUCAUGCCAAAAUAGCAAGAUUUUUCUGUCAUUUGAUACUUCAGUAUUUGAAAAUACUAAGAUAAUACACUUCUUAUCAUCAUAUGACAAUUACUAAAGUUUUGGU